Clonostachys rhizophaga is the source of this 804-nucleotide messenger RNA. Lineage: Eukaryota; Fungi; Ascomycota; Sordariomycetes; Hypocreales; Bionectriaceae. The record is from the annotation of a GenBank genome assembly.
AUGACGGAUACAGCAUCUAACAACACCCCGGCCGCUGAUCCGCCUCCCGGAGUCACCCCCAACUUUGUGAACCCGCCAUCUCCGCAUUCCGUGAAUUUGGGCGUCAGCAUCGCCUGCCUGAUCCUCAUGAUCGUUGUGGUGGGUGUUCGGACAUAUACGAAAGCCGUUAUCCUGCGAGAUAUGCGACAUGAAGACUCUCCUAACGUGUCACCACAGUUAAUCUUCUUAGCCUGGGGCCCUAUCUACACUUACCUCUCAUCUCUUGGGCUAAGUCGAGAUCUAUGGAAUAUCAGGGCGAGCGAUAUGCCCCCGUUACUGCGACUAUGUAAUGACUUCCAGCUCUUGUACUCGCCCGCAAUGGGCGCUGCCAAGUACUUCAUCUGCGUCCAUCUCAAGAGGAUCUUCUGCCCUUCGAACAGAGGAGCUGUGCAUUGGACGUUGGUGGCCUUGAUUACCGUCAAUGUCAUGUUUUACCUCACCACCUUCUUUGCGCAGAUGUUCCAGUGCAUCCCCCGCGAGAAAAUCUGGAGGCCCGACCUUCCAGGCUCAUGCAUGAAAUCGUUCGUUGGCAUAUUAGCAAUUGGCGUUGCGAACCUUGUUCUGGACCUGGGUAUCUUGCUUGUUCCCAUCUGGGCCAUCUGGAAGCUUCAGAUACCCGUGAAGCGCAAGCUAGAAGCGUACGCGGUGUUUUCGCUGGGCAUCCUGACGUGUAUCAUAGCGGCAGUGAGCAUUGCAUUCCGUGUACCAAAAGACGACAACUCAAAUGCCGUCUUGCAUAUGGCCAAGGUCGGCCUUUGGUCGUAA